AUUACGCAAAGCCAGCGAAAUAUCACUGGGGAAUUAUAUUAAAAAAAACUAAACUAAAGCCUUGUGAUAAGAAUUACCAAAUCUCCCACGGAUUCUGCACAACACAAAAAAUGAUUUAAUAUUCGCGCUUUUCAGUGUUCUUGGGCUUUAUGGUUUAUUUUCGUAGCAUUUAUUUUGGUGAUUUGUUUGGUUUGCAUUGAACAUAUUGUUUAUCCAAACAGGCAGCCUAUUCGGGGAGACCGACAUAAUAACCAUUAAGGCAAUUACAACCAUUAUAAACAACAAUAUCGAAAUGAGCAAUACAGAAAUGCCAGCUGAACUUGAAAAACAAAUUUAAGCAUGCUUGAGAUCCAAUAUUUGGGUAGCCAGGUCUUAAUAGUGUCUACGAGAAAAGCCCAAGGAACAAUAAAAACACCAGCAGCGGAUUCUUUCAUUCAGCAUCAACAUUACGGCGAAACAAGUAUUGCUAUUCCGGCGUUUUCCGCGUGGCCGCAUUUUCCGAGUGCUUUAAGUGUUUUCCCAGAAUUACAUCAAACCCACACCCGAAAGGCUCCUCCUCGGACUGCGCCUCCUCCUCAUGUUGGGUAAAUUCACCUCGAACCAUGUCCAGGUCUAUCAUCAGUACUCGCGUCCAGUGCCCGUAAAGAAGCCCGUUAAGCACCAGCCGCGUAGUUGGAUCGAGACAAAUUUCCAGAAGCGCGAAUGCAUCAAGUUCAUACCAUGCCCAAAGGACGAUACAAAAUGCUGUUGUGGCCAAGUCCAGAUCACACAUCAAACGAUACCUGGCAUCGAGAGUGGCUCUCCCGGCGACCUCUGGCUGCCCACCAAACACACACGCCCCCAAACCACAGAUGCCUACGGCACCAUCGAGUUCCAAGGCGGGGCACAUCCCACAAAGGCACAGUAUGUUCGCCUGUCGUUCGACACGCGGCCGGAGCUGCUGGUGCAGCUCUUCACCAAGGAAUGGAAUCUGGAAUUGCCAAAACUUUUGAUCACCGUGCAGGGCGGCAAGGCCAACUUUGAUUUGCAGGCCAAAUUGAAGAAGGAGAUACGCAAAGGACUGCUGAAGGCGGCCAAGACCACAGGAGCCUGGAUAUUCACUGGCGGCACCAACACCGGAGUCACCAAGCAAGUGGGCGACGCCCUGCUCCUGGAGGGCCAGCAGCGGACAGGACGAGUGGUCAGCAUUGGCAUCGCUCCCUGGGGCAUCGUCGAGCGCAAUCACGAGCUGUUGGGCCACAACCGCGAGGUGCCCUGCCACAGCAUAAGUUCGCCCAGAUCCAAGUUGGCUGUGCUGAACAACCGGCAUGCUUACUUCCUGCUGGUGGACAAUGGUACCCAGGCCAAGUAUGGAGCUGAGCUCAUCCUGCGCCGCAAGCUGGAGAAGUUUAUAUCCAACCUGAAGCUACAUCCAUUCACACAUUCCAGUACGCCCGUCGUCUGCCUGGUGAUCGAGGGCGGCACCAACACGAUACGUGCGGUGCUCGAGUACGUGACGGACUCGCCGCCGGUUCCGGUGGUGGUGUGUGACGGAUCCGGGCGUGCCGCCGACCUGCUUGCCUUCGUCCACAAAUAUGCUUCGGAUGGCGAGGAGCAGCCCGUGCUGGAGUCCAUGCGGGACUAUCUCAUUGGCACCAUACAGAAGACCUUCGAAGUGGGCCUGGACCAGUCCGAGAAGCUCUACCAUGAGCUGUUGCAGUGCACAAGGAACAAGAAUCUGAUUACCGUCUUUCGCAUACAGGAAAAGCCCGAGGGCGAGGCACAAGAGCUGGAUCAAACCAUCCUGACGGCCCUCUUCAAGUCGCAGCAUCUGAGUCCGCCGGAGCAAUUGAGCCUGGCCCUGACGUGGAAUCGCGUGGACAUAGCGCGCAGCGAGAUAUUCGUCUAUGGCCAGGAGUGGCCCAACGGCGCCCUCGACGAGGCCAUGAUGCAGGCCCUGGAACACGAUAGAAUCGAUUUCGUCAAAUUACUCCUGGAGAAUGGCGUUUCGAUGAAGAAAUUUUUAACAAUACCGCGCCUCGAGGAGCUCUACAAUACCAAGCACGGGCCGGCCAAUACGUUGGGCUAUAUCCUGCGCGAUGUCCGACCGCACAUACCCAAGGGCUACAUUUACACGCUUCACGACAUCGGUCUGGUGAUCAAUAAACUGAUGGGCGGUGCAUAUCGAUCCUAUUACACGCGCCGCAAAUUUCGGCCCAUCUACGCCAAGGUUAUGAACAGCUAUGCCAACGCCUGCCGCAAGUCCUCCACCUACCAGUAUCAGCGCUAUGCCGGAGCCAAUUCCCUUAGCCUGGUCACCGGCCUGUUGCCCUUCACCUCUGAAAUGGCCCUCUUCGAGUUCCCCUUCAAUGAGCUGCUGAUCUGGGCGGUGCUGACCAAGCGCCAGCAGAUGGCCUUGCUGAUGUGGACGCAUGGCGAGGAGGCGCUGGCCAAGUCCCUGGUUUCCUGCAAGCUGUACAAGGCCAUGGCCCACGAAGCGGCCGAAGAUGACCUGGACACGGAGAUAUACGAGGAGCUGCGUUCCUAUGCCAAGGAGUUUGAGAGCAAGGGCAACAAGUUGCUGGACUUUAGCUACCGCCAGGAUGCUGAGAAGGCCCAGCGGCUGCUCACCUGCGAGCUGCACUCGUGGUCCAACCAGAGCUGCCUCUCCCUGGCGGUGGCAGCCAAUCAUCGCGCUUUGCUGGCCCAUCCCUGCAGUCAGGUGAUCCUGGCGGAUCUCUGGAUGGGAGGCCUGCGUACCCGCAAGAAUACCAACUUUAAGGUCAUCUUGGGCUUGGCGAUGCCCUUGUACAUCCGUCAGCUGGAUUUUAAAACAAAAGAGGAACUCCAGCAAAUGCCGCAGACCGAAGAAGAGCAUCUGGAGAAUCAGAAUCUGGACAAUGAUGACUCGGAUCGCUCGCAGCCGGAUGCCGAGGCUCUGUUGGCGGAUACUUACUCAGUGCGCGAUACAAAAGUACACGAAAAUGGCAAAGUCUCGCUCACCGACUCGGAUCCCGCCCAGUUCCGGGAGUUCUUCAAUCUCUCCGAGUACAACGAGGUGAAGCAGCACCAGCCACUGCGCCUGAAGAAGAAGUUCUACGAGUUUUAUACGGCGCCCAUUACCAAAUUCUGGGCCGAUUCGAUUGCCUAUAUGUUCUUCCUGAUAAUGUUCUCCUUUACGGUGCUGGUGAAGAUGGAGACGAUGCCGCGGUGGCAGGAAUGGUACUCGAUAGCGUACAUCACCACGCUGGGCUUCGAGAAGGUGCGCGAAAUCAUAUCCUCCGAACCGGUGGCCAUUACGCAUAAAUUCUCGGUGUGGGCGUGGAAUAUGUGGAAUCCCUGCGAUGGCGCCGCCAUAAUACUCUUUCUCAUCGGUCUGGCCUUUCGGUUUCGAGAUACCACCAUGGACAUUGGCAGGGUUAUCUACUGUGUGGAUAGUAUAUACUGGUAUCUGAGAAUCCUCAACAUCCUGGGCGUCAACAAGUAUCUGGGUCCUCUGGUCACCAUGAUGGGAAAAAUGGUCAAGAACAUGAUUUACUUUGUGGUCCUGCUGGCCGUCGUCCUCAUGAGCUUUGGGGUCAGCCGACAGGCCAUUCUGUAUCCCGACAAGCAGCCCACCUGGGGCCUGAUCAAGGAGGUCACCUUCCAGCCCUACUUCAUGCUGUACGGCGAGGUGUUCGCCGGCGAUAUUGACCCUCCCUGCGGCGAGGAUCCCAGCCAGCCAGGCUGCGUCACUGGCCAUUGGGUAACGCCGAUAACGAUGUCCAUGUAUCUGUUGAUUGCCAAUAUUCUGCUGAUAAAUCUCCUCAUCGCCGUGUUCAACAAUAUCUUCAACGAGGUCAAUUCGGUGUCCCAUCAGGUUUGGAUGUUCCAGCGUUUCACAGUCGUCAUGGAGUACCAACAGAAGCCCGUCCUGCCGCCGCCAUUCAUUGCGCUAUGCCACUUCUACUCGCUGCUCAAGUACUGUGUGAGAAAGGCGAAAGGAUUGGAGGUGCAGCGGGACAACGGUCUCAAGCUGUUCCUCGAGAAGGACGACCUGGAGCGGUUGUAUGACUUUGAGGAGGAGUGCGUCGAGGGCUUCUUCCACGAACAGGAAAUCAUUCUCAAUCAGUCGACGGACGAAAGGGUAAAGAACACCACCGAGCGUGUGGAGACAAUGUCGCAGAAAAUCGAGGACAUCAAUCAGAAGGAGAACAUACAAACGGCCACCGUUCAGAACAUUGAGUUCCGGCUGCGCAAGAUGGAGGAAUCCUCUGAGCAGAUACUCUCCCACCUGGCCGUCAUACAUCGCUUCAUGUCCACGCACAUUGCCGGCACGGAUGACCUGCGGGGCUCAACGAUAAACAUUCCAUCGGAGAUGCACCGCAUGCGUACCAUCUCGAUAUCGGACACGGAGGGCGGUGGCAAUGGCAGUGGCGGUGCCGGAGGAGGAGGAAGUGGUAGUGGCGGCGGUGGAGGAGCCAUUGUGCCGCUAGCUCUGGGCGCCGGACUGAAUUUAAAUUCGCUGCAGGUGACCACACGCCGUCGAUUCAAUCGCUCGCUGACCGAGGUCCGGCCGGACGCGUACAUCUUCGACGAGGGCACCCACUUUGAGGUGGUCCCACUGCCAGAGGAACCGGAUGAGGUGGUCAAGUCCCGCGAGGCUCUCAACGAGCAGGUGGUGCGCAAGGCUUCGAUGCAAUCGGAGGCGGACUCGGACAUAUAUUUGCCACUUUCCCAGCGCCCUUCAACCUGCGAGACGGUCAAGAGGACGCCUUAUGUGACCGUGCGCCAGGAUACCGGAGCCAGCACGGAGAGCAAGGAUACCCUGACGCCUAUGGGCAAUGAUGAUGAUCAGACGCUGGUCGGUGGCGAUAAUUCGGAUGAUGCGGCGCCGGAUAUCAAUUUUGAGGCUGCCCGUCAUCGGGCCUUGAGACAGCGCACUGUCUCCCUGUGUCGCCGCAACUCGGAGACCUACUCCCUCACCGGAGCAGACUUCAAUCGAUCGCACAUCAGCCUCAACCAGCUGGCCUCGCUCUCCCGCCGCCAGAUGAGCCUGACGCAGUCGGAGCCGGACAGCGACAAGGAUAUGCCAGCAGCUGCUGGAGGCUCUUCCUCCGCUCAUCCGGGUAAAUCAGUAUUGCAUGCGAAACCCUCCAGAAAUAUCUUGCUGAAACUGCACAGCGAGUACACCUCGAUCACGGACGAGCUGGAGAGCGUCUGCCACAUGAUAGCCUCGCCCACGGUCUCUCUGCAGAGCAACAAAGCUUCACUGGACCGGCCCAAGACGGAGAUGUCGCGGGCGGAGGCCGCCGCCCUGCUGGAGAAGAAGCAUUUGAAGGAGUGCGAGGAGAACGAUUACAAGAUACUGGAGGGCCUGAUUGAGGCACGCGGCUCCAUUGAUGCCAGCGCCCAGCCCUUUGAGAUCGGCGUUUCCAUAGACUACAGCCAUCGCUAUCCGCUGCGACGCGAAACUGCCGUUGAGCUGUCACCUUCAAAGCCCUCGGUCGAGGGCGACCUGAUGGGCGGAGCCACUGGAGGUGCCGCCAGCGGCGGUGGCGGUGAUAGUAGCGACACCAGCGGAGCUGGUAGCUGCGGUGCCAUGGUCGUCGUCUCGAGUGGCUUUCAGCUAAAGAACGAGCGUCCCUGGCAGCGCAACUCAUCAAUGGAGCAACAGACCUAUCCCUCUCCCCUAGUGCCCACGCGGGCGACCAGCGAUUUCCUCAAUCCCCCGUACGAGGGCAGCGGGCGGCUCUUCAAAAAGUCCAGCGAGAGUUUGCAGAAGAACUCCAGCACGGAGACAGACUACUCGGCGCAUCCAUAUCGCUUCAUCAAGCAGAGCUCCAACGAGACAAACACCUCGCUGACGGGCUCCUACAACGUGGACACGCCCUCGCUGACCGCAGAGCCCUCGCUGGAUGCCGGCGACUCGCAUUCGGCGACGGGAAUUAGCAUUAGCGUUGGCGCCGCUGGCGGCGCUGCCACGGCGCGUUACCAGCCCAUCCGCACGGCCUCUGUGGGCGCCGCCGAUGGCAGGCGGUUGCGGGACGAGAGCUCUAGCUCUCUGGAUCUCAGCUCAGGUGGAACCACUGGGCCAGUGACGAUGCAGGCAGCGCCGGCACCGCCAUCGCGUCCAAUGCUGCUGAAGAAACAGUUUAGCGUGGACCAGGGCAAGCCAUCUCAGCCGGCGGAGGCUACUGCCACUGCCACGGGCAUGGCCACAGCUACGGCUCAGACGCCGGAGCCUGCUCAGGUUGGGGCCAAACUGAUUUCCACGCUCAAGCCGCAGCCCUUUGCGAGCAAGCUGGGCAUGAAUGUGCUCAAGGAGAGCAGCUCCAGCACGGAGGAGUCGGGCUGUUCCUCAGCCAAGAGCAGCAACCCGGCCCUGUCUAUACCCCAGAUCAGUACGCAUCUGGUGCAGGACGAGAUAGCCAAGCUGUCGUCGAACAUCAAGAGCAGCACGGAGUCGGAGAAGGAUCCGCCGUUCAACGAGACAAUGUGUUAGCAAAGCAGGAGGUUGCUCAAAGGGAUAACUAGUCAUAGGCUGAGCUGGGUGAUACGAGCCUAGAGAGCUAGGAAAUCAGAUAUCAGAUAUAUAUAUAGGCGGGGGGAUCGCAUGUUACUACGCGUUAAUGAUUUUUGACAAUACAUAGUUCACAAAUUCUCUGUAUUUUUAUACAAGUAUUUAUUUAGAAAGCAAAGUCAUUGUUGUUGUUAUACACUCUACAGGAAGUCGGGGAAGGGAUAUCUGUUUUUCUUUAUUUUAUAUUCUCUGUCAACAAGAACAGGAACUCUCCUUUUUCGAGGAACCACCACCAAAGAAUUACAUAUGGUAACGCCUAAGUUAUAAAAAGAUAUAUCGCUUACACGGUAAUGGGUACUCUGUACAUUCUACUCGAUUCUUGGUACUCGGUACUCGGUACUUGGUACUCGGUACUUGGUACUCGGUACUUGGUACUCGGUACUUGGUACUUGGUACUUGGUACUCGGUACUUGGAACUCGAUCCUUGGUACUCGGUACUUGGUACUCGGUAGUUUGUACUGGGUACUCUGUACUCGAUACUUGGUACUUGGUACUCGAUAAUCAGUACUAGCUACUCAGUACUCGCUACUCCCGUACUGGAUACUUUCACAAAAAAGCCACUCCUAGAAUAUAGUCAAGUCUCUUACACAUAUUGUUGCUGCAAUCCUGCAACUUUCACCCAAAACAUAUCUCUGGAAGCAACCACUCUACUUUAUCCAAGCCGCGAGAUCAUGAGCACGCACCACCUCAAGGCAAUUGGAAACUUAUAUCGCAGCAACUCUGUGUCGUCUCGUCUCAACUUAGAUAGUCCGUUUUACUUGCUUAUACUAUUAUACUAUACAUAUAUAUAUAAUUCGUGUAUUCUGUGUACCACCAGCUGCCCUUUUGUCGGCGGCUUUAGUUAACUAUUAUUGUAAAUAAAUAGAAUAAAUGUUAUAUUAUGGAAAAAAAGAUUGCUAAGAUUGCUAAAAUUGUUCAUGUUUGGCCAGUGUGUGCUAAUACCUUUAAUUAGUUUUAAAAAUUAUACGCAAGGAUUAAGAUUAACAAUGCAUUUUAAUAAAACAAAACAAAAGAUUUAUGAUUGUACUUAUUUAA
Messenger RNA from Drosophila kikkawai, 7576 nucleotides. Lineage: Eukaryota; Metazoa; Arthropoda; Insecta; Diptera; Drosophilidae. The record is from RefSeq and is a predicted model, not a curated record.